CAGGUGAACAUGGAACUACGCCACGGGACUAGGAGUGGAUCAUGAAGCACGGUAGCCAGCUGCCUUUCUGAAGGGGAGAUUCCUGGGCGACAGAGGAGCCAGCUGGACUUGCAGGGAACUUGCUUUUGGCUGCCUGCUCCGAUCUUGCGCCUGCUGUUCUGCAUGUGAGAACGGCCCCCCUUCCGCCGCUGGGUCUCUCGGCUGUGAAAUAUGCCUCCUUUGACAUUUGCAGUUCUUCUCCAUGUCCUCUACAUGACCUUUCGACUCAUCACGGCGGUAGCUGACCAGUGCAGCGGGGGUACCAACAUUUUCACUGAGAUCCCGGAGAACAGUCCCUUUGGAACCUUGGUCUCCUACCUGACAUUCUUUGGUGACCGUGAGAGUGACACCAUCCACCUGCGCCUGAGCGGGCCAGAUGCUGAGUGGUUCUACCUGGACGGAAAGGCAGUGCGGUUGAAUGCCUCCGAGGAGAAAGUGCUGGACAGAGAGAUGCUGGAGUCUCCAGUUCUGAUGGUCUCCUUUACCUGCGUUGAAGACGGCUUCUCACCGGUCGAGUAUAGGAUCAUAGUCCAAGUGAUGAACGAGAACGACAACAAACCACAGUUUCGAGAUGAGACCACCUUGGCACAAAACAUUAGCGAGCUGGCCGCAGUGCAUUCAGUCCUGUUCAGCACCCAGGCGGAAGAUGCGGACGGAGAUAUUCUCAUGUAUGUGAUCGACAGCACCUCGGCUGAUGCCAAAUACUUCCGGAUCGACCUGCCAAACAGUGGCAAGAUAGUCCUGGCCAGAGCACUGGAUUUUGAGACUAAGAGGCACUUGGAAGUGAUCGUUCACGCUGUGGAAAUGAACACCAAGGAAAGGUAUAACUCCUCGGCCAGGAUCCACGUCAAUGUCAUGGAUGGAGAUGACCAGUACCCCCAGUUCUUGCCGUGUAAUUUCCUCUCCCAUGAUGGGGUCAGCGUUUGUGUCAGCCCCGUCUACACUACAAACAUCACAGAAAGGGAGAUCAAGACAGGUCCCCUCCUCUUCCUGCCUGGUGCCAUUCAUGCUGAGGACGGAGACCAUGAGCUGAAGACUCCACUCAUAUACUCUAUUUUGGCAGGGACAGACCAUGGCUACUUCCACAUUGACAACAUUACGGGCGCCAUCACCAUGUUGCGGCCUGUGGAGAGCAGGAUCCACACACCGAUAUACAGCCUCAGCAUCAUGGCUUCUCAGGUGAAUGAUGCCAAGAAAUACACAGUGACGGAGGUGCGUGUGCGAGUCCUGGCAGCUAACAGUCACCCUCCGCACUUUGGGCAGGCCCAGUUCCAGGCCUUCAUUCACCAAGACGACAACACAGCUUCCCUUGUGCUGACCUACAGUGGACGGGUUUUGUUCCUGAAUGUGGUUGACGUGGACUUUGCUGACGGUUUCAACCCCUUGAUUCACUACAGCUUGAAGCGCCAGUCAAAUCAUUCGCAGCUGUUCCAGGUCACCCCAAGCGGGCUCAUCGUCGCUCGCACCAACCGUCUGCAUGCUCUUGAGAGAUACACCUUACAGAUUAUUGCACGAGACGAAGAAUCAGGGGAGACUGCCAGCACUGCUGUCUAUGUGGAGGUGUUGAGACCAGGCCAGGCAGAUUUGGAGACCAUUGACGAGGAUAGCAGCCAGAUAGCCUAG
This is a messenger RNA of Sphaerodactylus townsendi, 1662 nucleotides long. Its product is annotated as cadherin-related family member 5-like. The transcript is spliced from 14 exons. Gene Ontology annotation, cellular component: adherens junction; membrane; catenin complex. Bases 211 to 1662 code for a protein of 483 amino acids. NCBI's taxonomy places the organism in Eukaryota, Metazoa, Chordata, Lepidosauria, Squamata, Sphaerodactylidae. Gene Ontology annotation, biological process: multicellular organism development; calcium-dependent cell-cell adhesion; adherens junction organization. The record is from RefSeq and is a predicted model, not a curated record. Gene Ontology annotation, molecular function: calcium ion binding; cadherin binding.